AUCCUAGAGUUUACGGGGGUGAUCUUAUGAUGUAGCAACAAAGAGAAGUGUCGUGAACGUGGAAGGACAUUACAAAAAGCAAUCAUGUAUAGAUUUUUAUGGCGGACCGUUUACACGGCUCGAAAUUCUUCAGCUAGUGUUUACGAGUUGUGCGUGUUCCCAGCUAAAUGCGACAAGGCUAUAGCUCCAGUUUUCAGGGUUGCAAAUGGAGGUGGGCUAAAAGCCUUCACCACAAGUCCAGCUUGUCUCUGUGAAAAGAAAGACAAUGUUUUACCCUCUAAUCAAAAUGAGCAAACAAACACAGAUAAAGAGGCUGACCCAAUAGAAACUGCACCUUUGGUUACACAGAAGGCCGAAGAUGACGGCACAGUCAUUAAGACUGCUGAGCAAAAGGAGGAGCCAGUGGUGUCAAAGACAGAUGAUGGAAGUGCCACGCAGCAGAAGAUGAAUAUUAAGUUUGAGCAGGUUGUGGAAAAGCCUGAACCAGUAAAUUCUGAUGCACCCAAGAGUGGGAAGGAGAGUCUCCUGGACCUUCUUGGAGCCAUGAAGGUGGAAGUUACCAAUAAGAGAAAGCUCAAAAACUUAAAAGUGAAGCAAACUUAUGCCCCUAAAUCAAGGCUAGCUGCUACAGAGAGCACCAUCAGUAUGUUUCAGAAGGCUACAGUGGAGGAUUCAUCACAGAGCCUCUCUGCACUUGCUAGUGUGACGCUGGAUCCCAAGCUGGUUGCAGCUGUAUCUGCUGCUGCCUCUACACUGCCUAACCGCAGCCAGGCUGAGUCUGAGCUACUCAGACAGCUGAGGCAGCACGAGGCCAUCACUGAGGCUCAGAAGAAUGGGGAAGUGAACAAUUUGGGGGUAAUUAUCACUGACAUGAAAAUAAGAAAGAAUCCCAGUCGACAGAAAGCUCGGCCAACAAGCGCGAUCCGGUUUGAUGACGACGGCCAUGGAUAUAGACGUGACAUAAGGCAAACUUUGUUCACAGGGAAAAAACUUAACAUCUUCUCCCUGACUACUGAUGAAGAUGGAGCUGAAUCUGCAUUUGCACGGCCAACUCUAUGGGACAUAGACCUUGCAACUCAGUUGUCUCUGUCAAUCAAUCAAAUGCCCCGCAACGGGCUUGAAGAAAUGAUCCAGUGGACCAAAGAGGGUAAAUUGUGGCAGUAUCCUAUCAACAAUGAAGCUGGGCUUGAGGAGGAAGCCAGCGUCCCGUUCCAUGAGCAUGUGUUCUUAGAGAAACACUUGGAAGAGGGCUUCCCCCGUCAGGGACCAGUGCGGCACUUCAUGGAGCUAGUGGUGGCUGGUUUGUCCAGAAACCCCUACCUGACAGUCCAACAGAAAAAGGAGCACAUUUCCUGGUUCAGAGACUACUUCCAUCAAAAAGAGGAUGUCCUCAGAGAGGCUGAAGUUUUCCUUAACUAAACAUAAGACAAGUAAAUAGUUUUUCAACAUUUGUUGAAUGUGGACGCAAAAAACAAAAAUCCAUUUCCUCAGCGGGGGCUUUGCAACCAUGAUUAUCUUUACUUGUACAAUUUAACAGGUCCUAGUAGAAGAUCCCGAUUUGGAUUUCUUGGUCUGGCAUCAAGUCUGUGUCCAGUAUCAGCUGUUUCUAAAAUGUUCAUCAGGCCGUAGAACCACUGUUUUAUGCACAGUGGAGGAAAAAUAUGCAGGAAGAAAUUAAAAAUGUUCCUCAAACACAUACUAGUGCAAAGUAAAUAAAUAUUAUAAGGUAUGUAAUGUUUUUUUUUUUUUUUGCUUGUUUGAGUUCUACUACUGAUGUAAAAGGUUUGGUUUUGUAUCAAACCAAAAAUCAAGUUGAUGGGUUUUUAAUAGACCUUCAGAUAAAAACAUAGGUUGAAAAUAUUUUUGUCUUCAUGUAGCGUCAAAGAUCAUACAAACACCUGUACCGUUACUAAUGGUGUUUUCUCAGGCAGCCUGUGAGCAGCGUCUGAUGGGGUUUAUAGUAGGAGCAUAAUUACACCUUGCACCUUGUGCCCUUUGCAAGGGAAGUUAUUGUACCGCAGAUUCCUUCUGGUCUAAAAACACCCCCAGCAAUCUAUUGUCUGUGAAAGUGUAGAAAGCGGGAGCUUGACAUUUGAAUGUGCCUCAUUUCCACAUUUUGUUCACUUUUCCUUACACAGUCAUGAUUGGCAUGAUAAGAUAGAUGUUGGUAAUACUUCCUCAUGUGUGUUAGGGGCUGUAUAAAGUACAAAGAAAGUGUUUUUGUGGAAAGGCACCUGGUUCUGCUCAGAGGUUUCUCAUAUUCAAAUAACCCACUAGAUGGCAUUAUUGACAGUUAUGGUCCUAUAAAAAAUGAUUUCUAAUUAUUUAACAAGGAUGUAUUUCAACAACAACAACAAAAAAACUCCCUGUGAAAUGCAGUAACGUGUUGGAGUAAUUUUAUCCACAGUAUGCCAAAACUGGAUAUGAUUGACCAACCUUUAAUCAAAGGGGCUUAAUGAUAUUUUAUGUAGUGUGUGUGUGUUGGCUCUCAAAAUCUUAAGCACCCAUGCAAUCUAGUGACUUUUAGGACAGGGGACUUUCUCUAGAGGAGAGUCGACAGGACCGCCCGUGAGGUCCUACAGUCUUGCCGGAUUAAGAAGCGUUUCUCUCUGCUUCUGCUCCAGUGGGGUUUCAUUAAAUCUUUACUUUCUUUGUAA
Molecule: messenger RNA, 2657 nt
Organism: Monopterus albus (swamp eel)
Lineage: Eukaryota; Metazoa; Chordata; Actinopteri; Synbranchiformes; Synbranchidae
Gene: mrps31
Product: mitochondrial ribosomal protein S31
Exons: 7
Coding region: 85-1419 (444 amino acids)
Cellular component (GO): mitochondrial small ribosomal subunit
Molecular function (GO): structural constituent of ribosome
Source: RefSeq, a predicted model, not a curated record